Messenger RNA from Gongylonema pulchrum, 999 nucleotides. NCBI's taxonomy places the organism in Eukaryota, Metazoa, Nematoda, Chromadorea, Rhabditida, Gongylonematidae. The record is from the annotation of a GenBank genome assembly.
AUGAGGGCUAACUUGGAUGAAACGGCGCACUAUAAGCAGAGGCAGCAGGAGGCGGAAAGUCUACGACGAGUAGCAUUCUGUGGUGUAGCUCUGUCAACAAUAGCCUCAUUACUUUGUGCGCUUUCGGUACCAAUGUUCUACAAUUACUUGCAACAUGUACAGUCGGUGAUGCAAAAUGAAGUUGAUUUUUGCAAAUCGCGCUCCAGCAAUAUAUGGCGAGAAGUGACCCGGACACAGGUGCUGUCGCAAGUAAACGGAGGUGUUCGAAUUCGUAGGCAGGCCGGUUACGAUGGUUAUUCUAGCGUGGAGGAAGCUCACGGUGGUGCAGGUGUCAGCGGUGGCAUCACUUCCAGCUUCGGUGGUGGGGGCGGUGGAGCGGCACCUUCGCCGGUACCGGCUGGUGGUUGCUGCGGAUGCGGUGUAUCACCGCCUGGACCACCUGGACCACCCGGUCCCGAUGGACAAGACGGCCACGAUGGCGAGCAAGGACCGCCUGGAAGGGAUGGACCGGAUGCACCACAAGAACCACCAAUACAACCUCACAUUGACUGGUGCUUUGACUGCCCGGAUGCGCCAGCUGGGCCACCAGGAAAUCCAGGACCGAAAGGACCGCCCGGAAAUAUUGGACCUCCGGGCAAGGAUGCAGACGGUGGAAACAGGGGUCCGCCAGGACCGCCUGGAAAUCCCGGACCGAAUGGUGCACCUGGUGCACCAGGGCUGAAAGGGCAGCCGGGUCGGCCUGGAAUUGUUGUCGAAAAGCCAGGACCGGAUGGGCCACCUGGGCCGGUGGGACCACCUGGCAAGCCUGGACCCGCAGGAGAACCCGGAGUGAAUGGAAAACCUGGGCAAGAUGGUCCACAGGGGCCGCCUGGCGAAAUGGGACAAAACGGAGCACCCGGAAAACCAGGCGCGGAUGGACCAGUUGGACCUCAGGGCGAACGUGGUGCUUCUGGCGAGUGCAGCCAUUGUCCACCACCACGAACGGCACCUGGAUAUUAG